AUGCUGUGGCUCUCAUGGCUGAUCUUAACACAUUAUUUACUCCUUUGGUUUGCAAUAUGUAGAAUAAUGCAUGUGAGAUAUGUUCAGGUGUUGCUGGCUCACCUUGGACCAUGUAAAGCUGGUCCAGUGAGAAGCCACCACUCCUGGUGGAUUUGCCAGCUAGGCCAGGGCCUGACAUACAGGGUGCUUGCAGGGGUCCUGGCAUGGCAUGGGAAUUUCACCUCAGGGAUGGUCAUCCUGUCAAGGUCAUGCAGUGGGGGUUGUGAUGUGCCAGGGGUGCUGAGUGUGGUUACCAUAGUGGGUCCUAGUUGGGGUGCCAGAUGGAGCAGAGUCGAGGAGCAUUCUGUGAGAGAACUUGGGAAAGAUGGUUGUGGUUGA
This is a messenger RNA of Pisolithus orientalis, 378 nucleotides long. RefSeq lists its product as uncharacterized. NCBI's taxonomy places the organism in Eukaryota, Fungi, Basidiomycota, Agaricomycetes, Boletales, Pisolithaceae. The transcript is spliced from 3 exons. The record is from RefSeq and is a predicted model, not a curated record. The coding region runs from base 1 to 378 and encodes 125 amino acids.